GGGCUCUGCCAGGGCUCCCCUGCGUUGUAUUCUCGUCAGGACUCUCACUGCGACGACAGCGCAGGUGCCGGGGACCACCGCAGACGUCCAGGACCCUGCACUGUCGCUGGGAGAGAGGGAGGACGGAGAGAGACCGGAUUGGGAGCGUGGGAGAGGAGGCAGUUUAGAAUCCCACGGGGGAAUUGUUGCGGUAGUGGAUUUGCAAAGGACGACUGCCUCCCACCAGGAUAUUCUCCGAAUCCGCAUUUGCCUUUGCCGCUGUACCCUUAUUCCAGUCGAUCUGCCGACAACAAAAAAUAAAUGGACAACCCUCAGCACUAUCAGCCUCUUUCCGCUGCCAUUACUCCCUCCUCUUUCAUCGUCCAGACCGGUCGCUCCCCUCACCAGCACCAGCAAUACGCUGCCUACCCCUCUCACGCUCCCCAUCAGCAGCCGAUAUCUGCCUCUUCCGCACAGAACCACCGUCAGGAAGAGGAGGAAGAGGAAGAGGACGACGUAGAGGGUGAACUCGAUCCUACUCCGCAUGAGUCUCCCAGCGCUCAGUCUUCCCCUCGCGCUGCCACUACCCAAUCGGCAAAGUACUCGGGGUCCGCUUCAACUGCGACCCAGUAUGUACAUCAUACACAAGAUCAGAAUAAUGCGCAACAGACUGCAGACGACAACGCGGAGAAGCGCAAGCCAGGGAGACCCCGUGGAUCACGAAACCGCAAGCCCAAAGGCCCUACAAGCACACCGACCGCCGCACCCAAAGCACCAACUAACACUCAACAUCCUGGAUUCUAUUCCUAUCCCCCUGCCCCUGGAGGUCAACAAGCCGCCCAGAACCACCAGUUCUACGAGUUCCAAUGGCGCGCGUUGAACCUGUGCUCAGAGUUCUACAACGCUGCAGAGGAGCUUAUUAAAAAUGCCCCUCCAAUGGUUAUUGCACAAUGCUACCAAAUGGGACCCGUCCAGAAGAUCGACCCACUCGCAUUAAUUGCGGAAGCGAAACGCGUCUGUGAUAACCUUCUCGCCAACCCUGCCCAACUGGUAGGCACUAUUCCCCAGCCGGUUUACCCCACUGUCCCACAGUAUGCACAAAUGCCGCCGCCGCCGCCACCACCACAACCAACCUCUGCUCCUUCAGGCUCUGGUAGCGCGCCUCCACAAGUGAUCACCAACCCUCAAUCAUUUGUUAUGUCAUUAUCUACGCCAGGAAUGCCGCCCGGUCCACACCCCGGUACCUACUACCCACCACCGGUCUAUGCAACUCCGGGGCAGCGAUACCCGGGCACAGUAACGACACCGUAUUAUUCCUACCCACAGGCAGCUGCAACCUACUACGCACCUCCACCUCAACCUCAGCCAGCGCCUGUUCCGACAACAGCACCUUCAGGAUCUACAACUCCAGUACCGCCGCCUUCGGUGACUCAUGUGCCUCCUCAAACUACCCCGGCUACAUCUACGUCGGGAACAAUAUCCACUUUCAAUGCAGCUACAGGAACCGUUGCUGCAGGGGGACAACAAGGUUCAUGGUCUGAAGAAGAAACAGAACGGUUGAGGAGGUUAGCCGAACAGAGUAGGGAAGCGAACAAAGGUGAGAUCGAAUGGGAUUGGGUGGUGCAGCAAUGGGGAAACAGUAGAACAAGGUAUACGUCUUUAAAUAAUUUUGGUUAUCAUACCCAACCUAACCCUGUACUCUUUAUACAAGACACCAGAUCUUGUUGAAAGCGACGUCGAUGGGUUUGAAAGAGAGCACGACGAGGGGUACGAAACGCAGGAGAGAUGCCGAACAUCAGACGAGUGACUCUCAGGCUGCGACGGCCGCUUCGUCUGGAGCUUCUGCGGCGCAUGGUGCUGUUUCGUCUGCGAGCGUGACUCCGUCGAUGGCCCCAGCGGUGGCACCACCACCACACAGUCCUGCCAUCAACCAUACGACUCCGACCCAGUCGAACGCUACGAUAAACAACUCUGCGGGCUCUUCUUCUGUGUCAGGGUCCCGUGCUCAGACGAAUUCCACAACGUCUGCUGCGCAUCAGUGGCCUGCUCCGACUAUUGCGGCGAACAUCCCGUCGCCUGUGAUGGUACAUAAUCAACCUGAUCCCCAGCAGCAGCAGCGCACGGCUAGUGGGACUACGACGUAUUAUCGGAGACCGAGCGGGGCAACGCAACAACAACAGCAGCAGCAGGGUUAUGGUACUGCUGCGACUGCGACUACUACUUCGCCUACGACGACGCAUUCGAGACCGCCGAGUUCGCAGGCUAGUCAACCGCAGCAUCAGUUUAUGUAUCGGCCGAAUGAGCAGGGUGGGGCGAGGAGGGAGAAUGGGUAUUCGUGAUUUUCGUUUUUUUUUCGUGACGAGCUUGGGAUGGGUUUUUUUGGUCUUGAGUUGUGGUUUGUGGUAGUUAGUGUCGAUUGGAUGCCUGGUUAUUGUGUCUAACAGCUUCGGUUUGUGGAUUCUUUUUCUAACGUGCUAAUUUAGCCUUGACCGAUGAUGUCGCGUCCUUUCUUCCCCCCUCUGAUUAUCUUUAUGUCAGCGUUUUGCUGUUAUUUUAUUGCUAUUCGUUUUUUUUUUCUUUUCCUUUCUUUUCUUUCCUUUUUUCUUUUUGAGUAUCGUUCGACGACUGUUGAUCGUGUAGCAGCUAAAGGUAUCUCUUUUUCUUGUAUUGAGCUGCUUCCCCCCGAGCUAGAUGAUCGAUGCAUGUAGCGAUAUCUCUGCAGACAGACCCCAAUUUGCAUUUUACAAUCUCA
Molecule: messenger RNA, 2731 nt
Organism: Somion occarium
Lineage: Eukaryota; Fungi; Basidiomycota; Agaricomycetes; Polyporales; Cerrenaceae
Source: the annotation of a GenBank genome assembly